Cicer arietinum (chickpea) is the source of this 2490-nucleotide messenger RNA. The record is from RefSeq and is a predicted model, not a curated record. NCBI's taxonomy places the organism in Eukaryota, Viridiplantae, Streptophyta, Magnoliopsida, Fabales, Fabaceae.
GGAAAACAGAAGAAAAAGCGAGUGAGCAAGUGAAUGAAUAAGAAAGCACAUUCACAAGUCUUCGCGGUUCUCUAUUCCAAGUCUUCUCACAACCUUUGGAAUUUUUUGCCUUUCCUUGUUUGACCCGUUCCAAAUUCCAUUUCCCAUUUCCUUUUUCUUUCCUCUUCUUCACAACCAACCUAUCCUUUAUCAUCUUAAACUCUCACAGGGUUUGUUCUUUGGAGGAUUAUAGUGCUAUGGAGUUUAUAGUUUGUGAUGUGGCUAUGUGGAUUGAAUUGGAUAUUAAUGAAUGAGGUUUCUGUAUUACUUUUUUUGGGUUUGUGUUUAGGAUUUUGGUGAAGAUGGUUCUUCUAAGUAGCUGGAUUUUCAAUUCACAUGUUUUUGUUAAUUUCUUGCUGCUGAUAAUUAGUUGGGGCAUAACCUAUGGAACUGAAACUGAUAUAUUAUGCUUGAAAAGUAUAAAAGAGUCUCUCAAAGAUCCCAAUGGUUAUUUGAAGACUUCAUGGGAUUUCAACAAUAAAACGGAAGGGUUUAUCUGUAGAUUUACCGGUGUCGAAUGUUGGCAUCCUGAUGAGAAUAGAGUUUUGAAUCUCAAAUUAUCGAAUAUGGGACUCAAGGGUCCGUUUCCUCGAGGAAUUAUAAAUUGUUCGAGUUUAACAGGUUUAGAUCUUUCGAUCAACUAUCUGUCCGGAACCAUUCCGGGAGAUAUAUCUUCGCUUCUAACUUUUGUGACAUCUCUUGAUCUGUCUUCAAAUGAGUUUUCUGGAGAGAUACCUGAUAGUCUUGCGAAUUGUACCUAUCUAAACACCCUUAAACUCAAUCAAAACCAACUCACCGGUCAAAUUCCUCUACGAUUAGGCACUCUCGCGCGGAUUAAGAUGUUUGAUGUAUCCAACAAUCUUUUGACUGGGCUGGUUCCAAACUUCACUGAUGGUCAAGUUAGUGUCAAUUAUGCAAAUAAUCAAGGUCUUUGUGGAUCUUCUUCAUUGGGUACUUGUAACCCGAAGGGUUCCUCGAAGAGUAACACUGCGGUUAUAGCUGGAGUAGCUGUUGGUGGAGUGACUCUUGCCGCGUUAGGGUUGGCUAUUUUUAUGUUCUUCUUUGUGCGCCGUGUUUCUUAUAGAAAGAAGGAAGAAGACCCUGAAGGAAACAAAUGGGCAAGAACUAUGAAAGGAACUAAGACAAUUAAGGUAUCUUUGUUUGAGAAAUCGAUUUCAAAAAUGAAAUUGAGUGAUCUCAUGAAGGCUACUAACAACUUCAGCAAUACCAAUAUCAUCGGGUCCGGAAGAACAGGAGCUGUUUACAGAGCUACUUUUGAAGAUGGGGCUACAUUUAUGGUUAAGAGGUUGCAGGAAUCUCAACGCUCUGAGAAAGAAUUUAUGUCGGAGAUGGAGACACUAGGUACGGUCAAACAUCGUAAUCUGGUUCCUCUUUUAGGUUUUUGCGUGGCGAAAAAAGAGAGGCUUUUGGUCUUUAAAAACAUGCCGAAUGGAAUGCUCCAUGAUCAACUACAUCCUGCUGCUGGUGAUUGCACGCUCGACUGGCCUUUGAGGCUCAAAAUUGCAAUCGGAGCUGCCAAAGGAUUAGCAUGGCUUCAUCAUAGCUGCAAUCCUCGUAUCAUUCACCGAAACAUAAGCUCAAAGUGCAUCUUGUUGGACGCAGAUUUCGAGCCCAAAAUUUCCGAUUUUGGCCUUGCCAGAUUGAUGAAUCCACUUGACACACAUUUGAGUACUUUUGUAAAUGGAGAGUUUGGUGAUUUUGGUUAUGUGGCUCCUGAAUAUACAAAAACUUUGGUCGCUACGCCUAAAGGCGAUGUUUUUAGCUUUGGAACUAUACUUCUCGAGUUGGUAACCGGUGAAAGACCUGCACAUGUCGCUAAAGCUCCUGAAACUUUUAAAGGAAAUCUAGUAGAAUGGAUCGCCGAGCUUUCAAGCAACUCACAACUCCACGAUGCCAUCGACGAAUCGCUAGUUGACAAGGGUGAUGAUAACGAGCUUUUCCAAUUUUUGAAGGUUGCGUGCAACUGCGUUACACUGGUCCCAAAGGAGAGGCCUACCAUGUUUGAAGUAUAUCAGUUUUUAAGAGCCAUUGGGGGUAAGUACAAUUUUGCAUCUGAGGAUGAAAUAUUGGUACCUGAAGAUAUUGGUAAUACUGAUAACAUGGUGGAACUUAUUGUUGCAAGAGAAGGAAAUAAUUGAAAAAAGGUAUGCAAGAUAUAUGUAGGGUAUAUGUAAUAAUCAGUUUCUAUAUGUAAUUAUCUGGUUCUUAGUUUGUUUGUCCUAAAAUAAAUGUUAGCUUUUUAGUAUAUAGUUUGAGGAUCUAAAUCCAGUACUGUGCUAUUGAUAUUGAAAUGUUGAUAUAAGAUUAUCAAUCAUGGAUUUUAUAUAGUUGAGUUAUUUCUUUCUAUCCUUAUUUUAUGAUCCCUAUUGUAAUACUAUUAUGUAUGAUACAAACUUUUCAAUUGUAAAUUUGUUUAAGUUGUUAGGUGAA